This is a messenger RNA of Clarias gariepinus (North African catfish), 2239 nucleotides long. It is a transcript of the gene slc25a21, whose product is annotated as solute carrier family 25 member 21. Bases 339 to 1232 code for a protein of 297 amino acids. NCBI's taxonomy places the organism in Eukaryota, Metazoa, Chordata, Actinopteri, Siluriformes, Clariidae. The record is from RefSeq and is a predicted model, not a curated record. The transcript is spliced from 10 exons.
AGUCCAGCUUCGGCACACGCGGGACAAGCUAAAUGAGACAAGACCCCGGUCUGAAGAGUGAGCACCACUGCUGCAGGCUUUGUGUUCAUUCAUGUUUAUAGCACAACAAAAAACAGGUAACUGGACUGGACUACCGUAAACAAUCAAAAACAACUUUCACAUAAAAAGUGUAAAUCGGUGUAAACAGGAUUAUAUUCAGGUUAAGCAAGUUUCGCUAGCUAGGACAAGUCUCCUAGAUAGACAGGGCUAGAUUACAAAACUCUUCUGUGCUGGGAUUAUGAGCAGCCCACAGGAGCACUUCCUGAAUCACAUUUUUUCUUUCCAGGCACAGAAUAGAAAUGGCCACGCAAAGGAGCUUUUUGCGGGACGCGUCUCAUCAGAUCAUAGCAGGCGGAUCAGCAGGUCUGGUGGAGAUCUGUCUGAUGCACCCGCUGGAUGUUGUGAAGACCAGGUUCCAAAUUCAACGUGGAGUGAGUGACCCAAACAGCUAUAAAGGCCUGGGGGACUGUUUCAAGACCAUAUUUUACAAAGAGGGAGUGUAUGGUUUUUACAAGGGAAUCCUGCCACCCAUUCUAGCCGAGACACCAAAGAGAGCAGUUAAGUUUUUCACCUUUGAGCAAUACAAGAACCUGCUAAGUUAUACUGCCUUAUCUCAGGGUCUGGCUCUCUCUCUAGCUGGGCUCGGCUCAGGUUUAACGGAAGCUGUGGUGGUUAAUCCGUUCGAGGUAGUAAAAGUAAGCCUUCAGGCCAACAGGGAUUCUUUCAACGUGCAGCCAUCCACAUUCAGCCAGGCUCGAAUGAUUAUUAACUCAGAUGGCUUUGGACUGCGUGGACUAAAUAAGGGCCUGACUUCCACUCUGGGACGGCAUGGAGUCUUCAACAUGAUCUACUUUGGCUUCUACUUCAAUGUUAAAAAUGCCAUUCCUGCCAGCCAGGAUCCUCGCCUGGAGUUUAUGAGAAAGUUUACUAUAGGUUUGCUGUCAGGAACCAUCUCAUCUUGUGUGAACAUCCCCUUUGACGUGGCUAAGAGCCGUAUCCAGGGUCCACAGCCUGUCCCAGGGGAGAUAAAGUACAGGAGCUGCUUCCAGACCAUGACUCUGGUUUAUCGUGAAGAAGGAUAUCUUGCAUUAUAUAAAGGACUCAUUCCCAAGAUCAUGAGACUUGGACCAGGAGGUGCUGUCAUGCUGCUAGUGUACGAGUAUGUCACCGGCUGGCUGCAAACAAACUGGUGAUAAGAGCUGUCAUGCGGCAGCCAAAUUUCACUUUGUCACAAGUACAUGCAUCAGUCAGCUGUCAAAACAUGCCAGUGUCUUCUUUAAAAAAAAAAGUAUAAAAUUGAUUAAUAGUAAUAAUUGGUAAAAAUUAGCCCUGAACUACAAAACGAUGCAUUACAUCUCAUUUUGCGCUAAUGGAUGUUGAGAGAAAUAUGCAAAUAUUGCGAUGGUGUCAAGGAAAUCUAAUAUGCACUGGUACUGUAACAACAGCAGAACUUUAAACACACGCAAGGGCAGUUUUUUUAAUUCACAAUACACAGGAAAUAGAAUCAGAUACAGCUCACGUUAAAACAAGUUAAAGAAUCUCAUCACUUUUAAUGAAAGCUCACAUCCUUUUUGCAGGAACACCACCACAGAAUCCUUUUUAGCUCCAAAAGACAUACUAAUGAGAGUGAUGUUGAGCUCUGCAACACUUUAUGAUUAGUCAGAAGUUUGUAUUAAGUCAAUUCUUGUUAAUAUGUAUCCAGAUUUUGUGAAAUUUGAAUAAGGCAAAAAAAAAGUAUGAUUCUUUGUCAUCUGUACCAUUCAGACCAUUCAAAGUAGCAUUCAGUCAAAUGUGUAGCAAUUUAAUUUUAAAUUUAUCUUAAUGUGUGAUAAACAUGAUAGCAAUUAUAUGAACAUUGAAUUAAAAAUAUUUUAUCAAAUAAUUGUUUUACAAUACAGUUUACAAUGUUUGUAACUUCAUUAGUCAAAGUCGGACUUGAAUAGUUGCUCUUGAUUUUUUUUUUUGUUUAAAACUCUGCCGUAGAUCAACUGCAAACUGUUUAAAUUGGAUGAACUGAUUUUUUUUUUAAAGGCUGUGCUUAAUCAACACAAUAAAAUAGUAGAAGUAAUAGUGGAACAAGAGAACUGUGUAGAAAUGCUAAAAUGUGAUAUGUAUGUUUUUGAUUUCACAACGGACAUCUUUGAGUUAGUCUUUAAUGAAGAUGUUUGUUGGAGAACUUUAAAUAAAACCCUCAGAUUUC